AGAACCAAUCAGAAAGUCGAGGAAGUCGGAUACGCACAUGCACUAAUGCUUGAAAAAUAAACGAAAUCUGACAGACGACACUUUUGUUUGAAAAAAUAACUAUAGAUCAAAUAAUAAUUAUUAUUAAAUAGCACCAACUGUGUUUGAUACGGUAGUUUAAACAGCUGUUGUUGUACAUAUAUUUGCGCACAUUAGCAUUUGUUGCUAAGGAAGUGGCUACAGACUCUAAAGUGCUCGCAGUCCUGCUGAUCCCUAUCAGUCCAGCAGAGCAGAGGUGCAGGUGUGGCUCUGAGCUCCUCCACGCUGUUUCACUGUCACUAUGGCUCGCGUUGAAACUACUCCCAGCAGACCGUACCACCUGGUUAUCUUCGGUGCCUCCGGCUUCACAGGACAGUUUGUGGUGGAAGAGGUAGCCCGAACUGUGUCCGAGGGUCCAGGAGGGAACCUAAAAUGGGCCGUGGCAGGCAGGAGCAGACAGAAGCUGGAAAAAGUUCUGGAGCAGGCCGCUGGAGUCCUCAGUAUGUAUCUGAACCCAGGCAUUGCUCAUGCACACAGAAGCAUAUUGUCUCUAAAAACUAAAGCAGUGAAACAGCAGAGCAUCUUUUUAGUGUUUAAAUUAAGUGUUUUUCAGAGGUAAGGCUGUUACUCUGGAGAGCUGUGCUUUUAACCUCAUUUUCCAGGAAUGCAUUGUCUUGUGAUAAGGAAAAUUAGAGUCCAUCUGUCUCACAAGAGAGCCAUACGCAGUCUGACUUUGACCCUCAACGUUGACUGAACUCCAAAGUUCAAGAGAAGUUGCAAUAGAGUUGACAGAAAAACGUAUUUUUGCAAUUCAUUUCCACUAUUAUGAAAGGGUGACUAAUCUAACAGUGAGUCACUAUUUUGUGCUGAGGGUUUGUUCAAUGUUCAUAUCAGUCUGUAUCAACUCGAACAUAUGUCUAAAGUUUGUCUUUAUCAGCUGAUCAAACUUGAGUAUUAACAGAAAAUGUGAAACAGAAACUCUUUGCUUUGCUUGGACCCUGUCUGAAAAUGAAACUACCAGCUGCAAACUGCCUGAACUUUCACUUUAACUAUAUUGUUCAAACUUGUUAACGUGUAAGAUAUUGUGAGAUGUUUCAUUGAUGACAGAAAUAUUAUAUCAUAUAUAAAAUGGAUUAAAGAGCAUCAUCUGUUUUAUAUUUAAAAGAUAGUCAUUCCGCUCCUGUCGACAUAACAAAAUCAACUUCACCCGAACACUUUCAGUUUUGGAGGUGUGACAAAUGUUUACUAAAUAUAUUUGUAAUGCCAGUAAUUUUCCAGACUGAAUUGUUUUAUUUGUAUCCAUGCAACUCUCUAAACAUAGCAAACAAAAUCUCUCUCUCGAUCAAAGCCAGAGAGCUACUUUGCAGCUGUGAUCGUGUUAUUGGUUCCAGAGGAUUAGGGGGGUAUUCUUUGGUCCCCUGCUCUUUGGCUUCUUCCUCAGGGAGUGUACAACAGCUGAUGGAACAUACCUGCCCACAGUGCAGCGUCCAGCCAUGAGAGCACCCACAGGACCUGAUGAGUUAGUCAUCCACUGAACAACUGCAGGAUGUCUGCUUUUUUUUGACAGUAAUUUGUCUUUACUCCUGAUAUAACCAUGAGUUUUGUUUCCUUGCUCCUUCUCUUUUGGGUUGCCCUUUCUUUACAUUUAAAUGAAAAUCACACAAGCGACCAGAAAAACACAACAUUUAUUUUAGUAGACCGUUCUGCAAAGACUAAUGUCGAAGAAUUUAGCUACACUGUGAGUAAGAAACAAACCAUAGUGCAUAACCUGUGUGUCCGUCUGUGCAGGUAAACCAGAGCUGAGGACUGAGGUGGACAUUAUUGUGGCAGAUGUAGGAGAACCAGACUCUCUGGCAGCCAUGUGCAAACAGGCUGUGAUUGUCCUCAACUGUGUGGGGCCUGUAAGUACACUACUCGAAUUUGUGUGCUGAUUUUAUUUAUUUUUUAACUUAAGUUAUCUUUAACAGAGAUAUAAACACAGAGGAACAGAACUUGUGCUGCACAUGGUCUCAUCUCCCUUUUGCAUCAGUGUAGCAGAACUUACCCCCAUCUCUCUGUCUGUCUCCCUCUGUGUGUCCCUUUCUCCCUCUCUCUCCAACAUACACAGAGCAGCCUUUAUUAACACAGUGAGGACUGCUGAGUUACACACAAUAACUCCGAUUGUGCUCAAAUCUGAAUUGAAAGAAGGUUUCCAUCACUGCUCUGCAUCCUGUGCAUCAUCAUUUAGGUUCUUGUUCCAAGCCAAACUGUGUCACUACACUAACCGUUACUUUCAUUUUUCUUCAACUGCAUAUGGAGCACAAAUGAAAUAAUUUAGUUAAACCAGGGUUAGAAGUAUUAGACAUUAACUUGUAAACCACAGGCUCAUUAAAUGUUUUAAGGAAGUGUUUAUGAGAAAAAAAUCUAUCACUUAAAUAAAGAUCACAGACCACAAACAGAUGGUGAAGUCUAAUGGAUAACAAGAAUCCUAUGAUUUAUUGUUGACAUGUAAUUUGUAUGACAGUAUAAUGAGCAAGCUCAACAGGAUUUCCUCAUCAAGCUAGAUCCUGUAAACCAGCAUUUGUUUACACUGUCUCUUCAGCAACAUGAAGACAAAUUAAGAAUACAACAUGAAUUAACUUGUGCGGGUUGGUCUGUGUGUACAGUACAGGUUCUUUGGCGAGCCUGUGGUCAAAGCCUGUGUGGAGAACGGAGCCCACCAUAUGGACAUCUGUGGAGAGCCUCAAGUACGUGCAGGGCGCUACUAUUGGCUGUAGUUUACAAUGACAGUCACUACAUUAAAACCUCCACAGGAGUAGAGCUUGUUUUUUGUUUUGUUUUUUUUUAACCCGAAAAGUAGCAGCCAAAACAUUUUUUGAAUCUUGAGAGAAUUAUCUUCACAAAUUUCUUUAACUUCUGUUUGAUAAUUAAAUGCCCUGCUAUGAUACUCAAUUUGUAUACUAUUCCCAACUUUUAUCAAUUUGCAUCAAAAGAGUUUAAGCCAGUUGUUUUGUUUGAACUUGCUUGAUAUCAGUGGUAAUUACAUGGUUAUAUUCCUGCCUAAGAACUUAUAAUGUUGGUUUUGGCUGGAUAUAAUGAAAGUUGUGUUGAGUUUUAACUUGUCACUUGAUUGUUUCAUAACUUGGCUCUUGAGCAAUGACAAAAGACACAAGUCGCCAAACUAAAUGAAUAAUUCAUAAAAUUUCGACAUCAAUGAACAGGAAGUUAGAAUGAAUAUAAUGUGUGAAGUCAAUGUUAAUGGGUAGUGUGUAUGUGGGUGUCCAAGCAGGUGGAGAGAGAGGCUGCAAGAAGCUGGUUUUUAUUUUCUUAAUGAGUGCUUCAGAUCUCACAUGAUUUAAGAAUCAGCUCCUCUGAUACCUGCAAUAAAAUAUCUGCAGAUUAUACAUAUGACCACCAGAACAUAAACAUACAAGCAGAUGCUGUCACAUCUGACAAAGACACAAAAACAUGAUCUCCAUGCUUGUAAUAAACCUUCAAUAACCAGCUGUUUUUUAAUACCCUUUUAUUAAUUGUCUGACUGUUUGCAGUUUCUGGAAGGGAUGCAGUUGAACUACCACAGCGAGGCAGCAGAAAAAGGUGUCUACAUCAUCGGAAGCUGUGGUUUCGACUCCAUACCUGCAGACAUGGGGGUCAUCUACACCAGGGACCAGUUCAGAGGUAUCAACAUGCAUGUGACACUCACGCACACUCACACAGACAAGAGAACUAAAAAACAAAAGUCUCUCAGAUAUCGUAACGUGAAAUGAUACAUCCACUAUCUUUCUGCUGCUGCCAAUGUGAACUCAUUUUCAUAUCUUAAUGUGUGCAUGUGUGUGUCCUUCUUUGUGCGUUUAUCUACAGGAACACUGACUGCAGUGGAGAGCUUUCUAACCGUCAACUCAGGACCCGAUGUAUGUAACUCCAUUACCCAUAAGUCUAUGCAGUACUCUUGCUUUUCAUCUAUCAUUUGAUCACCUGCUUUUCUCCUAAUUUUGCUAGUUUAUGUGCACUCACUUUUUAUAUUCCUCAACAUUUUUCCCUCCUUUCUGAAAAGUGUCUCAUUUUCUCUUUCUCUGUAUUCACUUUCUCCAUACUUACCCUUUUGUAUGUGUGUGCGUUUGUGUAUGUGUAGGGUGGAUGUAUCCAUGAUGGCACAUGGCAGUCGGCCAUUUAUGGGUUUGCAGACGGUCACAAGCUCCAGAGUCUGAGGAGGAAGUUUAACCACAAACCUCUCCCUACAGUUGGCUCUAAGCUCAGACGCAGGUACUGAGAGCAGUAACUCUUUAAACCACAGAAAUCAAACGAUUAACUUUUCCUGUUUGACAAACUUGGUCAAUGAUUUUCAGACACUAAUCUGUGUUAACAUUUCGAGUAUUGACACUGUUUGAGAGGAACACAAAGACAAAUGAACUAAUAAAAAAUAAAAUGACUUUGUAUUAUAUAAUUUAAUAAUUAAUCAAUUGAACAAUAUAUCAUAGGAAUACAGCAGCCGAGUCUUUUUUCAAUCUAGGCAGUCCAAGUUACACAUUAAGCCGGACUUUGUGAAGUUAGAAAAACAAACUAAUCAGUGCUCUCUAGUGGUCAAAUCAUGUAGUGUCUCUUAAACACAUAAUCUUUGUAUUUCAACUACAAUUUUCUUUUACCUAUUAAAGUUUAUACCGAUACAGCUUAACCGACACGACAAAGCAACAGCUGGAACAUUUAAUCAGGGCAUAAACCUUGGACACCUUUUGAUAACUGGUUGAUGAAAAAGAAAUCAGUUUUCCCACCAGGCUGAAACCCACAGGCCUUAGAGAAGAUGACAGCAUAUACCUCACACUCUCAUCACUGAAGACGUGUUUCCUCAGCUUGUAUUUCUGUGCAUGUGUGUAUUUGUAGGGGAACGCUGUUCUACAGUAAUGAGAUCCAGCAGUAUACAGUGCCCUUCAUGGGCUCUGACCCCUCUGUUGUAAGGAGAACUCAGCGCUUCUUGUCAGAGGAACACCAGAACACACCGGUCAGUCUUUCACUUUUCUUUGUCUUUGUCAUUGUCACACUCAGUGCUUACAUUGUAUUUCUAACUUUGAUUUCAGAUUGUGUCACUGACAAAUUUUUCUGAUAAUCAGACUUGUGAUCAAUCAAAUAACCUCAGACUGUCUUUUCUGGUCUUUAUUAUUGAAUUCAUGAGUAAAGCAACUUGAUAAUUUUGCAGGUAGACUUCUUUCAAAUAAUUUUUUCUGGUAUAAACACUAUAAAUACUAUACACAACAGCUACUGACCUUCUUCUGCUUCUAAAGGGUUAAAUAAUCUUUUUUUUUUGUGUUCAUUUUAGGUCCAGUAUGGAGCGUACGCCGGCAUUGGAGGAAUCGGGAACAUUUUCAAGCUGAUGUUUGCCGGCAUGAUGUUCUGGUUCUUGGUCAAGUUCAGUUUUGGACGUAACCUGCUCAUAAAGGUGAACAAACUUCAUAAAAUGUACAUCAUGCAUCACACAGUUCAAGGCUAAAACUUAAUAUUCUUAUAUGUUAUAUUUCACACACUGAGAGCAGAGACAUAUUUCUGUCGUCAUGUCUGACUGUUUUAUUUGAACCUGACUUUUAGCACCCAGAGUUCUUCAGUUUCGGACUCUUCUCAAAGGCCGGACCAAGCAGGAAGCAGGUAAAGUGCUGGAAAAAGAAGUCAAUACACUUGGUUAAUUGUCUCCCAUGGUUCUGGUCAUUAAAUUACAAAAUAAAAUAGAUUUAUUUAAGGGAGAAAGAGGCCUAGAAGCUGACACUUUGUUGCUGAUUUGCAUGGUCGUGUUUUAGAUGGAGGCUUCAUCAUUCCAGUUUGCCCUCUAUGGAGAGGGUUACACAGAGGGACAGGACCCCUCCCAGGGGAAACCCAACAACAAGAUCCGCACAUUGGUUCAGGGACCAGGUAAGCAGCUUAUUCUUGGUUUUCUUUAAAUACAGUAAUUCUGAAAAUGAUCAGUGUGACCUUCUAAGACAUCCAUGAAUGCAGCUACAAAGCAUGAAAAGAAAGUCUGCUUAGUACAUGUGUAUUAUAAUAUUAACGUGUCUACGUCUUUAUUCAGAGUGUGGAUAUGUAGCCACGCCUAUCGCCAUGGUGCAGGCUGCUCUAACCAUCCUCAAUGAAGCUAAAGCUUUGCCCAAGAUGUAAGUAACUAAACCUGAAACCCACCGCCUGAUCUGGAGAUGCCUUUACACACACAUACAACUACAGCACCAUUUAGAUGUUUAAAAUGUCACAGGUCCAGUUGACAUGUGCUGAGUUUGUUUGAAUUGUUGAGAUAUAAAACUAAGUUUGUUAAAUCCAUUUUACCAGUCCAUGUAAAAUCUUGAAUUUUCAUGAACUAGUUGGUUAAUAAUCAUUAAAGAUACAAGGAGAAAGGGUACCAGGAUACAAAAUAACAGCAUUGAAAAACCUUCAACAUGUGAGAGUGGGCUUAAUAGUUAACUCACUUUGAUAGAGCAAGACUUGCUGGUAUUUAGCUCAAAUCACUACGGCAACUCUCCUGUGCAGUCUUUUUAAUCAAAUAUUUAUUACAUCACAUAAACAAGCCAGAGAAAUAUGUGUUCCUGUUUCUGCAGAACUUUAGUUUGAUAGAAUUCCAACAACUUUGUAAGAAACUAGUUCAGGCUUUAACUGAAUCCUGUUUUUAUUUCUAGGGGAGGAGUGUACACUCCAGGAGCUGCUUUUGCCAAAACCACACUGAUCGACCGCCUGAACAAACACGGCAUCCAGUUUUCCGUCAUCUAAAGUUUGCCCCCUUCCUGAUGCUUCACUGCAGGUUUUCCUCAGCACUUACUAAUAUGCAGAAUAACAACAGGCAAGUUUCAAAAGAGCUUUUCUUAGGGUUGCUUUGAUUCUUUGUUUCAUAGGACAGAAACUUGUCUGUCUCCCUUUAGCUUGAAUGUACCUACAAAAAUGUGCUUGUAUGACAGAAAGCACAACUAGCAAAGAACAGUAAGAGAGUGCUUAAAUUUUCCUGUGACAUUAUCCUUGUUAAUAAAAUACACCAAAGUCGCAGCUUUGUUCACUUCACUUCUCUCAGCAUAUUAUGGCUCAUAUUUUUUAGCUAAAAGGAUGAAAACACAAUUUCUUACCAUUCUGAUAAAGCAGGUGAUAAAAGGGACAACACGCAGGACGCUGUGUGAAUUACUCAAUUUUAAGUGGCAUUACGGUGAAAGAAGAAAACUGAUAAUCUGACUGUGAAAUGAACACAUCUCUGCAUCCAUCUCAUCUAGAUAAAUAUGGACUCCUCGUGAGCAAACAGACCUUCACUGAGGUAUUCAUCCACACUGAAGGAGACAGUCAAACCAGAGAUACAAUCAAAUGAUUUUUGAUGUCCUGUGUUGUAUAGUAGCUGCAGUAUAGUGGGCUAAAUGCUACACAGUAUCAACAUAUAAUGGGAAAAUUUGACCGAAGUAUUGUGGAUUUGAGUUCAGUGAAGUAGAGAAAAGUUAGAGCUCCGGUCAUAGUGAACAGUAUUUAGUCUAAUGAAAAAAACAACCUGCUGUAACUGUAGCAGCUCAUGUGCUCUUUUUGUUCAGUGGUGUGAAGCUGUGGACAGAAAAGGUACAGCUGAGAGGUGUAAGGUGAAGAAAGACAAAAACCAAAGUUUUCAGUGUCAUGAAGCUGUUACUUAAAUUCAUAUUGACCCAGUUAAGACAAGGUUGUAUUUAGAGUUUCAGCUCUGCGUAUUUCAGCCUGUUAACUGAAUCUCCUCCUGACUAUCAUUGAAACACCAUCUUCUCUCUUCAAUCUUAUUUUCCUCGUAACUGAACGUCCCAAACUUUUGUUGGAUCCAAAUGUUUACCAGAGCCCAGGCAGGAAGUGAGUGACUGUGAUUCUGCAUGUCAUUAUUGCUGCAUGUAGCUGAAUGGAUCCUCUCUGCUGUUCUGUUAACAAGUGUGGCAUUUUUCCUCUUUAACUGGAGUUUUGCUUUGUCUCUUUUGUGAAUUGGAGGGGUUUCCUUGCAGGAUUGUCAGUCUCAGUCCAGACAUGUUCAAGUGUUUGAGCAUUCUGUGUGACCAGCUACUUUGGGGUUUUUGUUGGACACAUGUCAGACCUAAUAAAUGAAGCUAACUCUGCUGAUGGAGACAAUCCU
Xyrichtys novacula (pearly razorfish) is the source of this 8086-nucleotide messenger RNA. Lineage: Eukaryota; Metazoa; Chordata; Actinopteri; Labriformes; Labridae. The record is from the annotation of a GenBank genome assembly.